Messenger RNA from Prorocentrum cordatum, 714 nucleotides. NCBI's taxonomy places the organism in Eukaryota, Dinophyceae, Prorocentrales, Prorocentraceae. The record is from the annotation of a GenBank genome assembly.
AUGAAGUAUUCUUUCGGCGCCAAGACGUGGCAACACGUCUCUCAGGAAGCUCAGGAGCUGAUCGGAAAGCUGUUGGUUCGCCAGGGCAGCCGGAUGACGGCCGAGCACGCGCUGGAGCAUAGUUGGAUCAAGCAGAAGGCACCGAAAGCGCCUGGGCUUCGAAGCAGUAGCCUGAUCAACCGAAUGCAGCAGUUCCAGGCCGCCAACAGGUUCAAAAAGGUUGCGUUGCAGGUCAUCGCCAGCGAGAUGGACGAUUCGAGCGGCAACGCCUUGCGGGAGGUGUUCCAUGCGCUCGACAAGAACGGUGACGGUUUGCUCACCUUCUCUGAGUUGAAGAGCGGCCUGGAAGAGGCUGGUAUGGGCGAUGUCACUCCCAAGAUGCAACAACUGAUGUCUGGCAUUGACGUCGACGAGACUGGAACGAUCGAUUACACAGAAUUUUUGUCGUCCGCUUUGAACCCAGACGUCUACGAGAAGGAGGACAUAUUAUGGUCGGCGUUUCAAAGAUUCGACCGCGACGGUAGUGGGAAGAUCUCGAAGGCAGAAUUGGCCGCGGUUUUCCACCGCCAGCCAGCGACAGAUGGCAUUGAUGACAGUUCGAGAUCAGACGUCGUGAACGAUAUUUUCAAGGACGUCGAUCGGAACGGCGACGGUGAGAUCGAUUUCGAUGAGUUCAAGAUCAUGAUGCGCAGAUCGAGUUCUGUUUCCGACUGA